AUUGCAACACAAUGCAAACUGUCAAACUUGACAAAUCGGCGUUUUUGAAGAAAUCGCUUGUCAUUCAUACUGCACAGAAAAGUUUAUUUGAAAUCACAAAACAAUAAUGGCUUUACUCGAUUUUUGCCACUUGGACCAAAAAUUAACUUGAAACCCGUAGACGCACUAGCUUCAUUCCAAAAUGAUGUCGUUGGAUACAGUGGAAACUUCUUACACAGCACUCAACUCGCGACGCCACCGUUUGCAAACCCUGUAGAAACCCUUGCGCAGUUCAACCAGAAAGAUGAGACUGGUAAAAAGAUCAAAAUCCAGUUCGACCAUGGUACCACUACUCUUGGCUUCCGUUACCAGGGUGGUGUGCUCCUGGCUGUGGACUCCCGAGCCACUGGUGGCCAGUUCAUCGGCUCCCAGUCCAUGAAGAAGAUUGUAGAAAUCAAUGACUACUUGCUUGGUACCCUCGCCGGUGGUGCCGCAGACUGUGUGUACUGGGAUCGUGUGCUUGCAAAGCAAUGUCGUCUGUAUGAGCUCCGCAACAGGGAGCGUAUCUCAGUGGCCGCAGCCAGCAAACUGAUGGCCAACAUGGUGUACAACUACAAAGGCAUGGGGCUUAGUAUGGGAAUGAUGUUGGCUGGUGUCGAUAAGAGGGGAGCUCAGCUAUACUACGUAGACUCUGAAGGUACGCGCACUCCUGGCAAGGUGUUCUCCGUCGGCUCCGGGUCAGUGUAUGCCUUCGAGCUAGGUCGUCGCGCGAUCUACCACGCGACUCACCGCGAUGCCUACUCCGGCGGUAUCGUCCGAGUCUACCAUAUAAGCGAGAAGGGAUGGGUGAACAUCUCCAACGAAGAUUGCUCAGACCUCCACUACAAGUAUGCUGCGGAAAAGGGCAAUGUCGGCGCUUAGAAUUACUGUCUUUAUUAAAAUAAAAUUCUACUAUUUGUA
This is a messenger RNA of Spodoptera littoralis (African cotton leafworm), 939 nucleotides long. NCBI's taxonomy places the organism in Eukaryota, Metazoa, Arthropoda, Insecta, Lepidoptera, Noctuidae. The record is from the annotation of a GenBank genome assembly.